UACCGUACAUAUGAAGGGGAAGGGGAACACAGCCAUUUUGCCCAUUCCGAAUUUCGUCUAUCUUCUCGGAACAACGUUUUUGGUGGCGCAGAUCUGCGAACUUCUAAUUGUUCUUAUCCGAUUUCCGCUUCCGGGCCUGAACUCCCACGCCGAUUAUCGUCUUUGAACGUAUUCGUCGAGAAGAACUCGAGAUUCCUCCUCUGAAUCAUGGGUUUCUGGACGUUAAUGGAAGGAUUUCUUCUGUUUGCAAACGCACUCGCGAUCCUCAAUGAAGACCGUUUCCUGGCUUCAAGAGGAUGGACAUUAUCAGAGCUCCAAACCGGCAGAAGAAACUCACUCAAAGGCCAAACGAUCGGUCUCAUCAACGCUUGCCAGUACAUGAGACUGCCCCUCAUGCUCUUGAACACUAUAGUUAUUGUCUUCAAGCUCUUCUCCGGUUGAUAGUUCAGUUGGGAGGUAUUAACAUCUUUAGAACUCAAUCCAAACAUUUCUUGUCAAUCCGAAGUUUGCUUGUUGGGGUAUUUUUGCUGGAUUUGAAUGAAACCCUUUCCCCAAAUUGCGGACUAUACGUCACAUGGGUCUGUCUCUGUUCAAGGUCUAAUUUGCAAAUUUUUGCUGGGGUUUUACUCUAAACCCUUCACCGAAACACACACACAGUGAUCUUUUUUACAUUCAUUGUAGCGUUAUUCCACCAAUCUUGCUACAAACACAGGGUUUAGAAGAAAUUUCUUGAACCCAAAUAGAAAAAGACUAUGACUUUGUUUUGGA
Tarenaya hassleriana is the source of this 768-nucleotide messenger RNA. Its product is annotated as protein transport protein yos1-like. The transcript is spliced from 2 exons. The record is from RefSeq and is a predicted model, not a curated record. NCBI's taxonomy places the organism in Eukaryota, Viridiplantae, Streptophyta, Magnoliopsida, Brassicales, Cleomaceae. Bases 208 to 441 code for a protein of 77 amino acids. Gene Ontology annotation, cellular component: endoplasmic reticulum membrane; Golgi membrane; COPII-coated ER to Golgi transport vesicle. Gene Ontology annotation, biological process: endoplasmic reticulum to Golgi vesicle-mediated transport.